This is a messenger RNA of Rotaria sp. Silwood1, 1904 nucleotides long. The record is from the annotation of a GenBank genome assembly. Lineage: Eukaryota; Metazoa; Rotifera; Eurotatoria; Philodinida; Philodinidae.
AUGGACAAAAAGCAACAUUCAAAAUCAGCUGCUAGUGAAUCAUCUUCUCCUUCCACAAUAAAUAAAUCACAAAAAUCAUCAUCAACAACAGCAGCAGCAUCACUACCAACAAUAACGACAAGCAGAAAUGCAGUACUUCCUCAAACUGCUCGUCGGAUUCUUCAAAAUUUCCUUUUGGUAUGGCUCGAUGCCAAUUUUGAUGAGUCCAAAGACGAUUAUGAAAAACCAAUGAAACACCUGCAACAUAUAGUGGCAACGGUCGCAGUGUUUACAGACGUUGAUGAAUCUAUUGAUUUUCUCACUGACAUUGAGAACGAAAAAGUAUUUAUGAUCGUAUCAGGUGCCCUGGCACAACAUAUAAUACCUAUAAUUCAAGAAUGCCCACAAAUUGAUUCAUUAUUUAUGUAUACACAAUUGUUAAAAGAAGCACUUUUGCAAAUAGAAGAUGAUGAUGCAAAAUCGAUUAAGGAACUCGUUGAAUACUGUCGUCUUCAAAGCUAUGCUUCCGAAACAACACUUGAAAAGUUUGAAGAAGAAUAUCGUAAUCAUUCACCCAUUUGGUGGUACACAGGUCCAUAUUUUAUCUACUCAAUGCUCAAUUAUGGUCUUCGACAAAUGGAUGUUGACAUCAUCCUUAAAAUGGGAUUCUUCAUACGUCAUUUACAUCAACAUAUUAAAGAAUUACAUAGUGAACAAGAAGGGAACAUGCCAACAAAUUUUCAACUCUUCCGUGGACAAGGUUUGUCCAUUGAAGACUUUGAAACAAUGAAAAAAGCCAAAGGAGGACUUAUGUCCUUCAAUAAUUUUCUGUCAACAAGUCGCAACCGUGAGAUAUCUUUCAACAACUUUGCACGACCAGCAGCAUUAAAUACAAAUUCAGUUGGCAUCCUUUUCAUUAUGAACAUUGACACGGGUAUUUGCACGAAAUCAUCAACACCAUAUGCUGAAGUAAGCAAAGUUGGUUACUACAAAGGCAAAGAGGAAGAAAUACUAUUUUCAACACAUGCGAUCUUUCGUAUCAAUCGCAUUGAACGACUUCCCGAUAAUCACUGUGAUCGGCUAUACGAAGUCACUCUCACUAUUGUGGGUAAUGACAAUCAUGAAUUGAACACACUUACAGCACACAUACGUAAAGACCUUGGUGAUCGCACAGGAUGGUCUCGACUUGGUUUCAUACUUAUUCAAUUGGGUGAGCCUGCAAAAGCAGAACAACUUUAUCAAAUUCUCCUCGCAAAGGCGUCGUCUGAUCAAAGUCAAGCGGAAUACAAUCAUCAACUUGGUUGGGUGUAUGAUAACAUGGGAGAGUACUCGGAAGCACUUUCAUAUUACGAAAAAUCACUGGAUAUCUACAAGAAAAUUCUCUCUCCAAACGAUCUCAGUUUGGCUGGUUCCUACAACAACAUCGGCCUGGUGUAUAAUAAGAUGGGCGAGUACUCGAAAGCACUUUCAUAUUAUGAAAAAGAUCUUGAGAUUACCAAGAAAGCCCUUCCUCCGAAUCAUCCCGACUUGGCUGCUUCCUACAACAACAUCGGUAAUGUGUAUAAUAAGAUGGGCGAGUACUCAAAAGCACUUUCACAUUACGAAAAGGCACUUGAAAUCGGUAAAAUAGCUCUCCCUCCGAAUCAUCCCUUAUUCGCUAGUUGCUACCUCAACAUCGGUAUGGUGUAUGAUAAUAUGCGGGAGUACACAAAAGCACUUUCAUUUCUUGAAAAAGCACAUGAAAUUGAUCGUAAAACUUUGCCACCAAAUCACCCAAAUAUCGCACAAUCGAAAAGAAGCAUAGACAAUGUAAAAGAGAAACUGUAAUUUUCCCUUUCGUUUUUAAAAAGAAAAUAAAAUGGCCUUCUUAAACCCAAGGCUCGCCGAAGCAAGCAGCUGCAAAAUUUUGCGCACGCGCGACCAGA